UUGAACGGGCCAGGGAUGCAGGAGGCGGCCCAAGAGUCCAGUUAAAGGCGUUUGACCAAAACAAAAGGAAAAGAGAGUGGUGAGUUGGGCGGUGGCAAUGGCUCUGCUGGGGGAGGACGGGCGCGGCUACGAACUGGCGCGGAAGCUGGACACGUGCGGCGUGUGGCGAACAUGGCUGGGCGACUCCACCUACGCGAACUUCGCCCCCUUCCUCUCUUCCCCCUCCGCCUGGGACUCCUUCAUCAGCUCCACCACUCACAUCCCUCUCCAGCUCCGUGUCCGCGCCCUCCUCUUCGACAAAGCCUCCGCCUCUCUCUCCCUCAGCCCUAGCCCCUCCCUCCACCGCCUCAACCCUACCUACCUUCAAUUGCACGCCGACGACGUCUACUUCACCCUCGACAACGCGCAACAUGACUCUAAGAAUCAAUCCAAAGCCACCGGAUCCAGGUACGUCGAAUCUGAACUCCCUGAAACCUGGUACAAUCAGGUUAUUGAUAAGUACAAGGCUAACAACUUAGUUUCCGGCGAAUCGCGUUCGCCGGCGGAGAUGGCUUCCUAUCUCGCCUACGCUAGUAGUCACAAGAAACGCCGCGUCGCGUUUAAGGAAGAUGUGAAUUCCGUCGCGGAUCGCGCUAAUAGCGGUAAUUUAGCUGUGGACGAUGAUCCCGUUGUUUUUCCGGAGAUAACGUUUGCGUUGAACUGCGUGCCUGAUAGUGCGCUUUCGUUGAGUGAUAGAGUGGAGAAUAAUAAUAAUAGUAGCCAGAAGGCUGUGAAGGUGCUUAGUGUUCUUGAUACCUUGCCUCCUGUUACGAGUAGGAGUUCUGUUAUGAUGGAGAGGCUCGGGGUUAGGCCUGAGCACGGUAGUGUGGACCAUGGAGGAAGCUUGGGCCGUGGGAAACUUGGAAGUGAGGGGAGUGGGAGAGUGGUUGGGCCUGAGCAAGCGGCGAAGCUGGCGCAGAAGGCGGUGGCGCGGAUCUUGUUGGGCGUGGGGUUUGAAGGUGCCAUAGAAGCUUCUGUUGAGGACUUCUCUGAGGUGCUGAGCGAACGCAUUUGUAAAAUAGGAACGAAUCUGAGAGUGCUUGCUGAUAGUUAUAAGAAACAGUGCUCGGCCAUUGAGCUUCUCAAGAUGUUGCUUAAGACAGUGGGGUUUAGUAAUUUUGCACCAUUAGUGGAUGUGGUUAGAGAUGGCUCCAAGAAUGUUGUACAACAGAGUCAGCAACAAGUUCAUGGAAUGCAACCACAGGUGCAACAACAGCAGCAGAGUUCCCUUCGGCUAUCUCAACAAAUUCAGAUGCAGAGGCAGAUGCAUCCACAGAUGCAGCAGAUUAUUCAUUCCCAAAAUAUGGCUUUUCAACAACAACAGCAACAACAACAACAACAACAGCAAUUAGAGAGAAUGCGAAGGCGCCAAGCAUCUACUCCGCGCCCUGCAAUGGAUGUAGAUAAGGAAAGACCAUUGGUUCAAGUCAAGAUUGAAAAUCAGGAUCUACCUAUGGAUAGUAAUGCCUUCACUUCUAGACAUCCUCAAAUGCAGUUUAGGCAACAGCAGCAGCAGCAGCAGCAGAUGGCUGCAAUGUCAAAUUUCCAUUCUCAAUCUGGCACUCAGUUCAGACAGAUGAGUUCCUUACAGAUCCCUUCGAUGCAGUCUCCGAACAUUGGCAUGGUUAGAGCCCCGCCUGUGAAGGUGGAGGGCUUCUCAGAAUUGAUGGGUGGGGGGGACUCUACAACGAAGCAUGAUCUGGAGGAAAAUAGACUGACUUCUCCUAAUGGUAAAUAGCCUUUCUAGUAUUUUAGUCAGCUGGGGUGUGCAUCCCCAGAGGUCCUUUGAAUUCGGUAUGGUGUCAAAAUUUGAAAUGGCCUUUAUUGUAAUGGAACUUCUUUUUCAGUUUACUUUGUAUAGUAGCUCACACAUAGUACAUCCCAGCAAGUGUGCCAUCAAUCAUCGUGGGUCAAAUAUAUUUAAGUUAAUUACACUGAUACUGACACUUCCUGAGAUUUUGUGAAAUUGCAGAUAAAUUCCCUACUUUUUUUUUACCUCACCAAUUCCCCUUGAUUAUUUGUAAAACAUGACGCCAACAUUCCUCAAACAUUAAAUUAGCUUCUCUCAAUUGUUAAAAAAAUAUUGAACCGUGUUCUUCUAUAAGGGACGUUUGAUGUAAAUGUUAAAAAAAAUAGGGAUUAUGUGCAAUUUUAUGAAUCUUCGGGAGGUACUUGUGUAGUUCACUAUAUUUUGUUUUACAAAUCAAUUGCUCUCAUUGUGUACUAAUUUCUGCCAGGGAUGUUCUGUAACAGAUAAAAGAUAGAGCAUCUGCCUUAAUUUUUGUGAUUAUUUAUUUGACAGCCACAUAAAUUGCUAGGGAUUUUUUUUUUUCA
Molecule: messenger RNA, 2373 nt
Organism: Cajanus cajan (pigeon pea)
Lineage: Eukaryota; Viridiplantae; Streptophyta; Magnoliopsida; Fabales; Fabaceae
Product: transcription initiation factor TFIID subunit
Molecular function (GO): protein heterodimerization activity
Source: RefSeq, a predicted model, not a curated record